Messenger RNA from Fusarium venenatum, 1617 nucleotides. Its product is annotated as XRCC4-like factor-domain-containing protein. Gene Ontology annotation, molecular function: DNA end binding. Lineage: Eukaryota; Fungi; Ascomycota; Sordariomycetes; Hypocreales; Nectriaceae. Gene Ontology annotation, cellular component: DNA ligase IV complex; nucleus. The record is from RefSeq and is a predicted model, not a curated record. Gene Ontology annotation, biological process: double-strand break repair via nonhomologous end joining.
AUGUCCCUUAACAAGUCAUGGCGGCCCCUGCCGCUUCAGUCGUCCCCUGAUCUGCCUGUCCUCCUGGUAUCGUUCCAUAAAGAUACGUCAGCGUACACUAUUCACAUAACCGACAUGGCCAAUAUGUGGACAGAGUCACUCGAUCGCAAGGCAAUUUUCAUGAGAGGGUGGAAUGAAAACACUAGUAUCGAUCCCAGUGAUACUCCAGAUAACAUGGCCAAAUUUUUGGCAAGUAUCAGUACUGCUUUGGACUCUUCUCAGCCAGGUCACUACGACACGAGUCUUAGCUUAGACCAUGAUAGUAGGUCUGAAGCAGGCGAGGACGAUCUCACUCUGAAUAUCACUUGCGAAAUUCCUGGAUUACAGCCACUCAAAUGGCCCAUGUACUUGAAGAAAUUGCCCGCAAUCAACAUAGCCACGAACCUUGUGCUCCCAUUAAUACAAGCACACCAUGCAAAAGACUUGGAGAUUGCAUCUCUAAUUCGGAGCUUGGGGCAUAAAGACGCGGUACUGACCAAACUCUUGGACAAACUGGAAGCCAUGGGAACAGGUAUGGAGCAUAUCUUCAAUGUUCUGUCCGGCAAGAAAAAAGUAUCCAGAGUCGCAGCAGCAGAAAAGGUGCCUGGCCUCACGCCUUUCGAUCGCAGGGGCUGGAAGGCGGAUCUUCAGUAUAAACAAGACAGCCCCAAUAAUCCACGAUCAUUAGUUGAGAGUGUUUUCGAAAACGGGGGGCUCGAAUUCGAGCCGAUGCCGAACAGCACCGAGUCACCUCAAUUGGAUCAAUGGUGGCGGAAUUUCGAAGGUGUUUCGUCUGUUGCACACCAACAGCAGCACAAAGCGGCUGUUACAGACAGCUCCUCGAUCCCAAAGAACACGGAAAUAUGUCUCGUCGAGGACGAUUUCCAGGUUCAAUCUACACCCCCGCAUCUUACGUCCAAACGGAAAUCAACCGACGCAAGGGAGACACUGGCCACUGAUGAUGCCUCUACAGAAGGUGAAUCAGCAGGCAGUGUAUCACCAGCUCGAAAUGCACAAAAGGCGGACAAGCCAGCCCGUCGUCUGGGCGCACUGGGUAAAAAGAAGCAGUCGACCCCACUGUCUUCCCCUGGCCCAAUGCUAUCUCAGAGAAGGUCGGAUUCAAAGAACCAGCAGCAAGACGAUUCGGAGACGGCAUCCGAAGCGGAGGAGGACGAUGAAGCGGUUUCUCCUCCGGCCAAGGACCCGAUCCCGUCGUCUGUUUCCCCUGCCCGGUCCCUGGCAAAGAAGAGUGGUCUCGGACGCAUUGGAGGGGCUAAGUCGAAGCACCCAGUUGAGAAAGGCUCUGCACUUGUUGAACCGGAGGUGAUUGAAAUCAGCGAACCCAGCACAGCUGCAGUUUCACAUCGCCCGCCUCGAAAGUUGGGUGUUAUUGGGAGACAAGCAGCCGCCCAGGAAGAUCCAGCACCAAGUUCCAGUGAACGCGGUCAACGGGGUCGAUCUGAUGCAAAGGCAUCUACUCCCGAGCCGAAAGUAAGAGAAACUUCGCAGGAGCGGGCUGACAGGCGACGCGAGGAACUAAAGAAGGAACUCGAGAAGAAGGCGGCAGCUGGUCCCGCGAAGAAGAAACGCAGGUUUUAG